Salarias fasciatus (jewelled blenny) is the source of this 1617-nucleotide messenger RNA. RefSeq names its product mitochondrial E3 ubiquitin protein ligase 1 (gene mul1). The transcript is spliced from 5 exons. Gene Ontology annotation, molecular function: ubiquitin-protein transferase activity. Bases 110 to 1156 code for a protein of 348 amino acids. NCBI's taxonomy places the organism in Eukaryota, Metazoa, Chordata, Actinopteri, Blenniiformes, Blenniidae. Gene Ontology annotation, biological process: organelle organization; protein ubiquitination. The record is from RefSeq and is a predicted model, not a curated record. Gene Ontology annotation, cellular component: mitochondrion.
GGGAGUUGCAGGUCGUUGGAUUCACUGUUUAUCCGUGAGGCUCUGCUGUUUAAGGUCCGCUGACAGGAAAACCAGGGCGAAUUCAGCUCUGAGUGCAGCAGAUCGCAGGAUGGACACAACGGCACCGAUUGUGGUUUUGGCCACCAGCUCAGCUCUGACUGCCGUCUUCUACUCCAUGUACAAGAGCAGAGCCACUACGGUGACGAGAUUAAAGGAAGCGAAAAAAAUCUCGCUUGACCAGGAUUUAAAAGCCCUGCUGUCCGAAACUCCUGGAAGAUGUGUCCCUUAUGCUGUCAUAGAAGGUGUGGUGAGAUCUGUUAAAGAGACCCUAAACAGCCAGUUUGUUGAUAACUGCAAAGGUGUGAUUGAGAGACUGACGCUGAAAGAGGAGAAGAUGGUGUGGAAUCGCACCACUCAUCUUUGGAACAACACAGAGAAAGUCAUCCACCAGCGCACCAACACAGUCCCGUUCGCCCUCGGGCCUCACGAUGAUGACAUCUCCACCUCGGUCCGGGUCAUUCGGCCGCUGGACGCCGCCGAGUUGAACCUGGAGACCACCUACGAGAACUUCCACCCCACCGUCCAGUCCCUGUCCAACGCCAUCGGCCACUUCAUCAGCGGGGAGCGGCCCAAAGGCAUCCAGGAGACGGAGGAGAUGCUGCGCCUGGGCGACAGCGUCACCGGCGUGGGCGAGCUGGUCCUGGACAACAACGUGAUCAAGCUGCAGCCCCCCAAACAGCAGGGCUUCUGCUACUUCCUCACCCGGCUGGACUACGAGUCUCUGCUCCGGAAGCAGGGCAACGGCGUGCGGCUGUGGCGGAUCCUCACCGUCCUGUUCGGCGUGGCCGCCUGCUCCACGCUCCUCUACAUCCUGUGGAGGCGGUACGAGCGCCACAGGAGGAGCAGGAAGGAGAGGAGCAUGCUGGAGGAGUUCAAGGAGCAGCAGAGGAGGCGGAUGCGCGAGCUGAACAUCGACGAGGGCAGCGUGUCGCCCAGCAGCUGCACCGUGUGCCUGAGCCGCGAGCGCGCCUGCGUCUUCCUGGAGUGCGGCCACGUGUGUUCCUGCGCCGAGUGCUACGAGGCGCUGCCGCAGCCAAAGACCUGCCCAAUCUGCAGGGCGCCCAUCCACAGGGUGGUGCCGCUUUACAACAGCUGAAACCAGAAAACACUUUCACAAAAGUGUCGAUUUUGUUGUUCCUGCUUUUGUUUUUGCUUUUUCUGCCACUGAUUGUCAAAGUCAUGGUCCAAUAACAACAAUCAAAUUAUUUAAAGUGGAAUUCAUAUGGAUUGAAAGUCUUAUUGUCAUCUAGAGACAGAAAACUAGUUUGCUUUGUAUUCAGACAACAAAAUGUCCAUCACACAAAUGCUUCCCAGAAACCAGAGUCCAGAACUGUCAAACUGAUUGAUAAGCCGAAAUAUUGGAAGUGACACAAUCUUUAAUUUGGAAAUAUUCAUUGUCUAAACAAAGGUGAACUUUGUGUUUCGUCAAACUGCUCAUAUUAAAGUCAAAGGUCAAAGUGAGCUUUAUUGUCAAUGACACACACACACACACACACACACACACACACACACACACACACACACACACGUCUCGCCUCAUCUCCCUCCAUGUAAACA